Molecule: messenger RNA, 3257 nt
Organism: Suncus etruscus (white-toothed pygmy shrew)
Lineage: Eukaryota; Metazoa; Chordata; Mammalia; Eulipotyphla; Soricidae
Gene: PIGG
Product: phosphatidylinositol glycan anchor biosynthesis class G
Exons: 13
Coding region: 1-2931 (976 amino acids)
Biological process (GO): GPI anchor biosynthetic process
Cellular component (GO): endoplasmic reticulum membrane
Source: RefSeq, a predicted model, not a curated record
AUGCGGCUGGGCUCCGGGACCUUCGCUACCUGCUGCGUAGCGAUCGAGGUGCUCGGGGUGGCCCUGUUCCUUCGGGGCUUCUUCCCGGUGCCCGCUCGUUCCCCUUCCCGGACGGAGCCCCGAGCGGAGGCCCCCGUGCCCGAACCCUCGGCCGGAGCCACUUCCAACUGGACAGCACUGCCGCCACCUCUCUUCAGUAAAGUUGUUAUUGUGCUGAUAGAUGCCUUGAGAGAUGAUUUUGUAUUUGGGUCAAAAGGUGUGCAAUUUAUGCCCUACACAACUCACCUUGUGGAAAAAGGAGCAUCUCACAGUUUCAUAGCUGAAGCAAAACCACCUACAGUUACUAUGCCUCGAAUUAAGGCCUUGAUGACAGGAAACCUCCCUGGCUUUAUUGAUGUCAUCAGGAACCUCAACUCUCCCGAACUGCUAGAAGACAAUGUGAUCAAUCGGGUGAAAGAAGCUGGGAAAAGAAUCAUCUUUUAUGGAGAUGAUACAUGGGUGAAAUUAUUUCCAAAGCAGUUUGUGGAAUAUGAUGGAACAACUUCAUUCUUUGUAUCAGAUUACACAGAGGUGGAUGAUAAUGUCACAAGGCAUCUGGAUAAAGUAUUACAGAGAGAGGAUUGGGACAUGCUGAUCCUCCACUACCUCGGGCUGGACCACAUUGGCCACGUGUUUGGGCCUAGCAACCCCCUGAUUGGGCAGAAGCUCAGUGAGAUGGAUAGCAUCCUGAGGAAGAUUCACUCUGCACUGCUUUCGCAGGAGAAACAGACUCUUUUACCCAAUUUGCUGGUCCUCUGUGGAGAUCAUGGGAUGUCUGAAACAGGUAGUCAUGGGGCCUCUUCCAUAGAAGAAGUGAACACCCCUCUGAUCCUGAUUAGUUCUUCCUUCGAAAGGAAACCUGGUGAUGGCCGAUAUCCAAAACGUGUUCAACAAACUGACUUGGCUGCAACGCUAUCAAUAGGACUUGGCCUGCCAAUCCCAGAGAACAGUGUGGGCAGACUUUUGUUCCCAGUUGUUGAAGGAAAACCAAUGAGAGAACAGCUGAGAUUCUUACACUUAAAUUCAGUGCAGCUUAGCAAAUUGCUGCAGCAGAGUGUGCCAUCAUAUGAAAAAGAGCCUGGAUUUGAGCAGUUUAAAAUGUCAGAAAGGUUGCAUGGGAACUGGAUCAAACUGUUCUUGGAGGAAAAUAACUCGGAAGUCCUUUUCAGCCUGGGAAACAAGGUUCGCCGGCAGUAUCUGCAGGCCCUGAAGACCCUAAGCCUGUCCCUGAGCAGACAGGUGGCCCAGUACGACGUCUACUCGAUGGUGGUGGGCAUGGCUGUGAUUUUGGAGGUUCUUACCCUGCUCCUGCUUAGUGUUCCACAAGCGUUGAGCUCCAGGGCUGAGGUGGAAGUCCCUCUCUUGUCCCCUGUAUUUUCCCUGCUCUUUUACUUGAUGUUCCUGUUUUUUUUGGCUGUCCACGUCAUUGUGUGCACCUCAGCUGAGACUUCCUGCUAUUUCUGUAGUCUGUCGUGGUUGAUGGCAGCUGGAGUGAUGUUCCUAAUCUCAGCUCUGCUCUGUGCAUUGGUGUCUGCCCUCAGCAAGAUGUUUGUCAGUGGACAAUUUCUGGGGAAGAAUUUAGUUCAUUCUGACUCAAGAUGGUCAGAAUUAGAUCUUCUCAUCUUAUUGGGGACCUUGGGCCAUGUCUUCAGCCUGGGUGCAAGCAGCUUCAUUGAAGAAGAGCACCAGACCUGGUAUUUCCUUGUCAAUACCCUGUGUCUAGUACUGUGCUAUGAAAUUUAUAAAAACUGCUUCCCCAGCGACCAGUGUCAGCCUCCAUACCACUCACAUGUGGAAGGAUCGCAAAGUACCACACCAGCUCUGAAGAACCAGCGCGCUGGAUGUGACAUGCCAGCACCCGACAAAGUUCACCAGAGUCCCUCCCCCCUGGACAUCCUCAGAGGUUAUAAGAAGUGGAUGGUGUUGGCAAGCCCAUGGUUGAUACUUACCUGCUGCCGACUCCUGCGGUCACUCAACCAGACCGGUGUACAGUGGGCCCAUCGGCCUGACGUGGGACAUUGGCUCACCAGCUCUGAUCAUAAAGCUGCACUCUCUGUUCUGUCCACUCUUUCCCUCGUCAUGAUCUUUUUGUUGGUUCAGAAAAGGUGCUCCCCAGUUUCCAAAGUAGCCAUGAUCCUGGGCCUGCUGGGUGUCUACUGCUACCGGGCAGCUGUAGGAAGUGUGCUGUUGCCAUGGCAGCAAGACAACAAACCCCUUUCACAGGGAAUCAUCGAGGCUCGUUUUGUUUAUGUCUUUGUCCUUGGCAUUCUGUUCAUGGGCAUCAAAGAUUUACUAAAAUACCAGAUUGCUGCAGACGUCAGGACCAAGGCUGUAGGUCUGUGGGAGAUCUAUAGCGGAUUAGCACUGCUGGCAGCCCUGCUCUUGAGACCACAUAACCUUCCUGUCUUAGUGUUCAGCUUGUUGAUCCAGACCAUAAUGACCACCUUCAUCUGGAAGCCUCUAGAACACGAUGCAGCUGAGGUCACCAUCAUGCAUUAUUGGUUUGGCCAAGCCUUCUUUUACUUCCAGGGGAAUUCCAACAGUAUCUCCACGGUGGACAUCUCCGUGGGCUUUGUGGGUCUGGACAGCUAUGUGGAGAUCCCAGCCUUGCUCCUAACCACAUUUGCGACAUACUCGGGGCCUGUGCUCUGGGCUAGUCAUUUAGUUUACUUCCUGAGUUCAGAAAUUAGCAGCCGCUCAGCACUGAGUCAUGCUUGUUUCUGCUAUGCACUGAUUUGUUCCUUUCCAGUUUCCAUAUACAUUAUUUUAGUGACGUCACUGCGUUAUCACUUAUUUAUAUGGAGUGUGUUUUCCCCAAAACUCCUUUACGAGGGGAUGCGUCUACUGAUAACAGCUACUGUCUGUAUCUUCUUCACCAGUGUAAAGUAUUGACUGAAUCAUUGGACCACUAGGAAAAUGCUUUUUCUGUAGGAGAAUGGGGUGUUUUAACUACCCUGGUUGUGCUCAGGUCUUACUACUGCUUCUGCACUCAGGAAUCACUCCUCGCAGGACUUCGAGGGCUAUAUGCACUGCUGGGGGUCAAACCUGGUGAACUCUAUCCAGCCAAAAAUGAUGUAUUUUUAAAUUCUACGGUUUGCUUCAUGGAUUCAUUAAAGUAAUGAAGAGUCUUCAGAUGCAGGAAAAAAAAAAACAUGAAUUGACAGUUUUUGAGUAACCUUGAUUUCUUUCACUGUUGUACUUUAAUUUAGGUUAAAUAU